UUCUCUUCAUUGGCCCAGGAAGCCCACCUUGCUCUGACACGCACAGCCUGGGAGGAAAGAGAGCCUCAUGCCUGAGCCGAGGGGUGCACCAUGGAUCUGACGAAGAUGGGCAUGAUCCAGCUGCAGAACCCCAGCCACCCCACGGGGCUGCUGUGCAAAGCCAACCAGAUGCGGCUGGCCGGGACUCUGUGCGACGUGGUCAUCAUGGUGGACAGCCAGGAGUUCCACGCCCACCGGACGGUGCUGGCCUGCACCAGCAAGAUGUUUGAGAUCCUCUUCCACCGCAACAGCCAGCACUAUACUCUGGACUUCCUCUCGCCAAAGACCUUCCAGCAGAUUCUGGAGUAUGCAUACACGGCCACGCUGCAAGCCAAGGCCGAGGACCUGGAUGACCUGUUGUAUGCGGCCGAGAUCCUGGAGAUCGAGUACCUGGAGGAGCAGUGCCUGAAGAUUCUGGAGACCAUCCAGGCCUCAGAUGACAAUGACACAGAGGCCACCAUGGCUGACGGCGGGCCCGAAGAAGAAGAGGACCGCAAGGCUCGGUACCUCAAGAACAUCUUCAUCUCGAAGCAUUCCAGCGAGGAAAGUGGGUAUGCCAGUGUGGCUGGACAGAGCCUCCCUGGGCCCAUGGUGGACCAGAGCCCUUCUGCCUCCGCCUCAUUUGGUCUUUCAGCCAUGAGUCCCACCAAGGCUGCAGUGGACAGUUUGAUGACCAUAGGACAGUCUCUCCUGCAGGGAACUCUUCAGCCACCUGCAGGGCCUGAGGAGCCAGCUCUGGCUGGGGGUGGGAGGCACCCAGGGGUGGCUGAGGUGAAGACAGAGAUGAUGCAGGUGGAUGAGGCGCCUGGCCAGGACAGCCCUGGGGCAGCCGAGUCCAGCAUCUCAGGAGGGAUGGGGGACAAGGUGGAGGAAAGGGGCAAAGAAGGGCCUGGGACUCCGACUCGAAGCAGCGUCAUCACCAGUGCUAGGGAGCUGCACUAUGGGCGAGAGGAAAGUGCUGAGCAGCUGCCACCCCCAACUGAGGCUGGCCAGGGCCCCCUUGGCCGACCGGAGCCCUCAGCGCCCCCAGCUGAGAAACAUCUGGGCAUCUAUUCUGUAUUGCCCAACCACAAGGCUGAUGCUGUAUUGAGCAUGCCAUCUUCAGUGACCUCUGGCCUGCAUGUGCAGCCUGCCCUGGCCGUCUCCAUGGACUUCAGCACCUAUGGGGGGCUGCUGCCCCAGGGCUUCAUCCAGAGGGAGCUGUUCAGCAAGCUGGGGGAGCUGGCUGUGGGCAUGAAGUCUGAGAGCCGAACCAUCGGGGAGCAGUGCAGCGUGUGUGGGGUCGAGCUGCCAGACAACGAGGCUGUGGAGCAGCACAGGAAGCUACAUAGUGGGAUGAAGACGUACGGGUGUGAGCUCUGCGGAAAGCGGUUCCUGGAUAGUUUGCGACUGAGAAUGCACUUACUGGCUCAUUCAGCGGGUGCCAAAGCCUUCGUCUGUGAUCAGUGCGGUGCCCAGUUUUCAAAGGAAGAUGCCCUGGAGACGCACAGGCAGACCCAUACUGGCACGGACAUGGCUGUCUUCUGUCUGCUGUGCGGCAAGCGCUUCCAGGCGCAGAGUGCGCUCCAGCAGCACAUGGAGGUCCACGCGGGCGUGCGCAGCUACAUCUGCAGUGAGUGCAACCGCACCUUCCCCAGCCACACAGCCCUCAAACGCCACCUGCGCUCGCACACAGGCGACCACCCAUAUGAGUGUGAGUUCUGCGGCAGCUGCUUCCGGGAUGAAAGCACACUCAAGAGCCACAAGCGCAUCCACACAGGCGAGAAACCCUACGAGUGCAAUGGCUGCGGCAAGAAGUUCAGCCUCAAGCACCAGCUGGAGACGCACUAUAGGGUGCACACAGGUGAGAAACCCUUUGAGUGUAAGCUCUGCCACCAGCGCUCCCGGGACUACUCGGCCAUGAUUAAGCACCUGAGGACACACAACGGCGCCUCGCCCUACCAGUGCACCAUCUGCACAGAGUACUGCCCCAGCCUCUCCUCCAUGCAGAAGCACAUGAAAGGCCACAAGCCCGAGGAGAUCCCACCUGACUGGAGGAUAGAGAAGACUUACCUCUACCUGUGCUACGUGUGAAGGGAGGCCCGUGGUGGUGGAGCAGGAGCGGGGAGCAAGGAAGAAGCGUUAGAGCAGAUGAAGUCAAGGAAGGACUGUGCAAAAAAAUAAAAAAUAAAAAAUAAGAAAAGGAAAGAAAGAAAGAAAA
Galeopterus variegatus (Sunda flying lemur) is the source of this 2239-nucleotide messenger RNA. RefSeq names its product zinc finger and BTB domain containing 16 (gene ZBTB16). Gene Ontology annotation, molecular function: DNA-binding transcription factor activity; protein binding; RNA polymerase II cis-regulatory region sequence-specific DNA binding. The transcript is spliced from 6 exons. Lineage: Eukaryota; Metazoa; Chordata; Mammalia; Dermoptera; Cynocephalidae. Gene Ontology annotation, biological process: regulation of transcription by RNA polymerase II. Bases 91 to 2112 code for a protein of 673 amino acids. The record is from RefSeq and is a predicted model, not a curated record.